Messenger RNA from Piliocolobus tephrosceles (Ugandan red Colobus), 1791 nucleotides. It is a transcript of the gene NPFFR1, whose product is annotated as neuropeptide FF receptor 1. Gene Ontology annotation, biological process: G protein-coupled receptor signaling pathway; cellular response to hormone stimulus. The transcript is spliced from 6 exons. Gene Ontology annotation, cellular component: plasma membrane. Gene Ontology annotation, molecular function: neuropeptide receptor activity; peptide binding. The record is from RefSeq and is a predicted model, not a curated record. The coding region runs from base 1 to 1791 and encodes 596 amino acids. NCBI's taxonomy places the organism in Eukaryota, Metazoa, Chordata, Mammalia, Primates, Cercopithecidae.
AUGAGGAGUGGGGACAGAGGCUGGCAUGUGAGGCAAGGGAGAGAGGCGCGGAAUUACGGGACGCCGCUGCCAGGACUGCAAUGGGAGGAGGGGUGUGUCCCCUACUUCGGAGGGGCGCUCGGGCUCUGUGGAGACAGCGCUAUGCGGGAGGCGGGCCCGGAGCGCCCUCGCUCGGCGGGCACAGCAGCGCUGCGCGGGAGCCAGUCAGCCCGAGGGGAGGGAAACCGGCCAGGGCCUGGGGCCUGGGAGCGCACGCCCCCCGCCCACCUCUACCCGGACCGACCGGACCUGCGGAGCGUGGGGGCAGGGGCGCACCCCGCAACCAAGUGCCCGGGACAGUCCCUCCGCCCGCUGGCCCGAAGGGGCCCGCUGCCUCCCGCCAUCGGAGACCGCCGGAGCCCGCAACAGGGGGCAGCAUGGAGGAUCCCCCCAGUCAUGGGAGAUGAUUCAGAGCUAAUUUUGAGGCUCGGCAGGGGUCCUGACCCAUAUAUUCCUUUGGUCCUAGGGGAGCCCUCCCAGCCUCCCAACAGCAGUUGGCCCCUAAGUCAGAAUGGAACUAACGCUGAGGCCACUCCGGCUGCAAACUUCACCUUCUCCUCCUACUACCAGCACACCUCCCCUGUGGCGGCCAUGUUCAUUGUGGCCUAUGUGCUCAUCUUCCUGCUCUGCAUGGUGGGCAACACCCUGGUCUGUUUCAUCGUGCUCAAGAACCGGCACAUGCGUACUGUCACCAACAUGUUUAUCCUCAACCUGGCCGUCAGUGACCUGCUGGUGGGCAUCUUCUGCAUGCCCACCACUCUUGUGGACAACCUCAUCACUGGGUGGCCCUUUGACAAUGCCACAUGCAAGAUGAGCGGCUUGGUGCAGGGCAUGUCUGUGUCAGCUUCCAUUUUCACGCUGGUGGCCAUUGCUGUGGAAAGGUUCCGCUGCAUCGUGUAUCCUUUCCGCGAGAAGCUGACCCUACGGAAGGCGCUGGUCACCAUCGCCGUCAUCUGGGCCCUGGCACUGCUCAUCAUGUGUCCCUCGGCCGUCACGCUGACCGUCACCCGUGAGGAGCACCACUUCAUGGUGGACGCUCGCAACCGCUCCUACCCGCUCUACUCGUGCUGGGAGGCCUGGCCCGAGAAGGGCAUGCGCAAGGUCUACACCACUGUGCUCUUCUCGCACAUCUACCUGGCGCCGCUGGCGCUCAUCGUGGUCAUGUACGCCCGCAUUGCUCGCAAGCUCUGCCAGGCCCCGGGCCCGGCCCGCGGUGGGGAGGAGGCGGCGGACGGGCGGGCUGCGCGGCGCAGGGCGCGCGUGGUGCACAUGCUGGUCAUGGUGGCGCUCUUCUUCACACUGUCCUGGCUGCCGCUCUGGGCACUGUUGCUGCUCAUCGACUACGGGCAGCUCAGCGCGCCGCAGCUGCACCUGGUCACCGUCUACGCCUUCCCCUUCGCGCACUGGCUGGCCUUCUUCAACAGCAGCGCCAACCCCAUUAUCUACGGCUACUUCAACGAGAACUUCCGCCGCGGCUUCCAGGCCGCCUUCCGCGCGCGCCUCUGCCAGCGCCCGUGGGGGAGCCACAAGGAGGCCUACUCCGAGCGGCCCGGCGGGCUUCUGCACAGGCGGGUCUUCGUGGCGGUGCGGCCCAGCGACUCCGGUCUGCCCUCUGAGUCGGGCCCUAGCAGUGGGGCCCCCAGGCCCGGCCGCCUCCCGCUGCGGAAUGAGCGGGUGGCCCACCACGGCUUGCCCAGGGAAGGGCCUGGCUGCUCCCACCUGCCCCUCACCAAUCCAGCCUGGGAUAUCUGA